CUCACCCCCUUGCCCCUCGCCAAUCGCCGACAAAUGGAAAUGGCCGAUCAGUAUCGGGCAGCAUCGGUUUACCCAUUAAAUACAUAAUCCUCGUGUUUCCACGCGAGUACAUUAACGAUUACAUUAAAGAUAAAGCCGUCUUGCUCGAUCAUCGCAUGCUGAACCGCUGAACUAAAAUUCGAGAUUCUAAUUUUUUCGCGAGUCACGAAAUAUCAACAUUUCGAGUUUGUGCUUCGACCUGUGCUUGUCUCGUGUGGGUUUUCGUUCCUACCACUGGAAUCUACGGUUGAAAUUUCCUCGUUAAUGAAUCAUGAAAUAUUGUUGUGUCAUUGUUGAUAUUUCAACGGAGUAAAACUUCUCAUAUGAGAAUUGAGAAACCUUUUAUUUGCAUUCGUAGUUUUUGUUUUUCAUCCAAAUUCUAACAUGGCUGCUGCAGCCGCUGCCGCUUUGCUUGACGAACUCAUGGGAAGGAACAGAAAUGUUCUUCCAAACGAAAAGCCUAAAGAACUCAAUUGGGAAGAUCCUGAGUUCUGCAAACUCUAUCUUGUCAAGUUCUGUCCUCACGAUCUCUUUGUUAACACUCGAGCCGACCUUGGAGCAUGUUCGAGGGUUCACGAUGACGAGGCGAGGGAACUUUUUGAAAAAGCUAGCUAUUCAUACAGAAAACAACAAUAUGAGGAUGAAUUUAUCAGAUUUUGCCAAGGCAUGCUUAAUGAAGUUGAGAGAAAAAUUAUCAAAGGGAAACAGAGAUUGGCGCUCAUUGGACGAACAGAGGCUCCAACUCUUACACCAGCACAAACUCAAAGAAACGAGGAACAAAUAGCUCUACUUACAGAAAAAAUAAACAAGCUUGUAGAGGAGGCAGAGCAGAGUGGAAUACAGGGCAAUGUUGAGCAAGCUCAGGGUCUCAUGAGAUUGUGCGAUCAACUCAAGGAAGAACGGGAAACUCUGCGAAAGUCGAACGACAACAGUCACUAUAAUCAGACUGCUGAGUUGGCAGCCGCACAAGAAAAACAGAUGGAAGUUUGUGACGUCUGUGGAGCGUUCCUCAUAGUCGGGGAUGCUCAACAACGAAUUGAUGACCAUCUUAUGGGGAAACAGCACGUAGGAUACGCUAGACUAAAAAGUGCUUUACAAGAAAUUAUGGACAAACGCGAGCGUGUAAGAGACGAAAAAGAGCAAAAGCGGGACGAGGACAGAAAGCAACGUGCUCGAGCGAAUGAAGAAAUGGAGAGGAAGCGCCGAGAAGGAGACAGAGAAAGAGACAGAGACCGGGAUAAUAGGGAAAGGGAUCGUGAUAGGGGUGAUAGAGAAAAGCGACGUCGGCGUCCUGAUGAAGAUAAGAGUCGUCACGAUGGCAUUGGACAUAGAAACUUCGGGCAUCAGAGCAGAAGUAAAUCUCGCGAACGGCAUGAACGUCACCGAGAAGAAGAGAACCAUAGACGUCAUAAUCGAGAUAAAGGAAAUCGUGAUCAUCGAAAUUCGAGUAGUCACAAUCGUCGCCGGCACCGUUCUCGAAGUCGAAGUCACAAGUAACUACUCUUGAUUGGUUAGUGAGUGAGAAGUGAGCCAGGUAUGCACUAAUCAAUUAAAUUUUUACAUCUCAAUAACUACUGUACAGGUACAAAAUAAUUCAGGUGAGUUAAGUUAGAAAAUGACCAAAAAAUUUACGUGUAAUGAGUGCUCAACAGAGGACAAUGAAACCUACGAAUAAAAGAGAUCGGUAAACUUGCCGAUCACUAUAAAAAAAGAAAAAAAGGAAAAGAGAAUGAAAAAUAAAAAUGACCGAACAUACAGGAACAAAAUCGGAUGAAGAAACAUUUCAUCGUCGUAACUUUUUUUCAAUUUCUUUCGGGGCAUAAAAUACCAAUUUUAUUUUCAUUUUUGAAGCGUAAAAAAAUGGAAACUUUCGAACAACCGUGAUAAUAAAAAAUCGCGUGAUACGAAAAUUGAGGAAAAACCGGGCUGUGUAAUUUCCAUGAUAAACGGAUAAAUAUCUAUAAUUAGUUCUAUUAAAUUGAAAAUAGCAGAGCAAGUUGGGAGAAGGUAUACCUGUACUUGCUUUGGAUUUAAAAUAUAUUGUAAUGUGAGCUUCGUAACAGGUUUUCAAAGCGGCGAUUUGUGUUAAAUACAAACGAAAAACAAAAAAAAAUACGAAACCAACGAAUUGAGUGCAAAGAUAUUAUUUUCUUUUUUUCUCUAUUUUCUAUAAUUUUUUUCGCAAAGAAAAAUUAGUGGUUUAGUGGAGGAAAUCAGUGCCUAUUGCCGGUAGAGCCGCCACGACAGUGCCCUGUGUGACUGUGACUAUACAUUCGUAACUUCCGCCACGCAUUGAUGAGGUAUUUAUGUCGGAAUGAUAAUACCAAACAUGUCUUUUUAAAUAGCGAAAAUCGGUGGUGUUAUUUAUUAUAUUAUUGCCAUGCGAAAAGACCUGGACGAGAACCACCUUCUAUACUCUAAUAUAUUUAUUGUACCUAGCUAUUCAUUUAUCCACAUCUAUUCAAAGAGAAAAACUUCUGAAAUAAUCAACGCCGGGCUUAUCAAUUUUCGUUUUAAAAUGUGAUCAAUGAUAUUUUCAAUUUAGAACAACUCCACGAAUGUUCUAAUAACCUUAAAAAUUAUCCAUCUUCUAACCUUGGUAAAUAUAAAAAUCUGAUAUUACUUCCGCGUGAAGUCUCCGUCUCUUUUCAUGCAGAAUUUCUUUAAUUUUUAUUUUCGCGAUUAAAUAAAAAAUAGAUCAUCUCACAAAAACAAAUUUAUUUAACUAAGAUUAUUGUAGAUAGCACAAAAUAAAUCAAAUUCCAACGCGGUUCCGACGAUAGAUAUUUUUGAAGUAGGAAAAUGUGCUUAAAAUGAUUGCUACGGAAAUAUUUGAAAACUCAAUUCUUUGAAUAAUCGGUUUGAAAAGAUAAAAUAAGAAUUCAACUUUUGCAUUAUCUACACAUUUUUUCUUGACAUGUGUGAUAUCGAACAUGUGAAAUAAACAAAAAGCCCAAAUCGAUAAUCUUGGGAACGCAGUUCCCGUUGGCGAUCGUCGAUUAACUUUUUCUUACUCAACGAUCGUGACCAUUUUUUUGUUUUACGUCUUAUGCAUAAUACGGAUUCUAAAAUGAAAUACUAAAAAUGAAUCGGAGAUAUUGUUUGGCGAUAAGAGCACUUCUGGCAGAGGCAAAUGAGGGAAAACGUUAAAGAAAUCAAGAAAAAAAAACAUAUAAUAUGACAGCAACAAAAUAAAUCAGUAAUUCAUUCAUGUCUGACGCGUUCCAACUUUUUUGAAAUGUUGAUUGUCUAUUUUCAGAAUUUUCAAGAGUCGGGGAAGGAAAAUUGCGAGAGCGGUAGAGCACACACGAACACGAGCACCCAGCUUAAUGUAUUGUUUAAGGUAAAAAUUUUGCAUCAUCUCUCAAAAAUGUCGGACAAGACGAACGUGAUUUUAUCCCGUGAUGUUGGACCAGUAGAGAAAUAAAAACAUUCAUAUGAA
Venturia canescens is the source of this 3481-nucleotide messenger RNA. Its product is annotated as luc7-like protein 3. The coding region runs from base 424 to 1536 and encodes 370 amino acids. The record is from RefSeq and is a predicted model, not a curated record. Gene Ontology annotation, cellular component: U1 snRNP; U2-type prespliceosome. Gene Ontology annotation, molecular function: mRNA binding. Gene Ontology annotation, biological process: mRNA splice site recognition. The transcript is spliced from 7 exons. Lineage: Eukaryota; Metazoa; Arthropoda; Insecta; Hymenoptera; Ichneumonidae.